Molecule: messenger RNA, 1882 nt
Organism: Aphanomyces astaci
Lineage: Eukaryota; Oomycota; Saprolegniomycetes; Saprolegniales; Verrucalvaceae
Exons: 7
Coding region: 30-1841 (603 amino acids)
Molecular function (GO): phosphatidylinositol transfer activity
Source: RefSeq, a predicted model, not a curated record
UCGACAGUAGGCGAUCUGUCGAUUCGUCCAUGUACUCGUCCAACGCAGGCUCGGCCUUAACGGCGCUGCAACUGGCCGUGGCCCUUCCCGACGUAUUCUCGCCGCAAGAGUAUGUCCGUGCCCUGCGUCGAAACCACGACGACGUGACCAAGGCCGCGGUGCAGCUCAAGGCAAAACAUGUAUGGUUGACGGCGAAUCAGUUCGACAACCUCAGUCUCGCCAAACCCUCCGUGCAGCGCGAGGUAAAGAAGCAAUACUUGCAGGUGCUGCACGACGCCACGGACAAGUGCAAGUGCCCCAUCGUGUUGUUCUCCGCGGCCAAGUUCCAUCCGACGCAGUCCACUGACAAACUCGUGACGGGCAACGAGCUGUGCACUGACCACGGUGGGGUCUCCCGCUCCGACGAAACGUCGAGCACCAUCGACGACGCGCGUCGUCUCAUCGUGUACAUGGUGACGUUGGCUGUCGAGCUCAUGGACGACGCGAACGCGCCAGGCAUCGUGUACCUCAUCGACAUGGACGGCGUGUCGUCGAACGUGGUCACGGAAGGCAGCGUCCACGUCGAGUUGCUGCGCAUGUUGAAGGCGUACUUCUGUGACACUGUGCAGUUUUGCUUUGUCGUCAACUUUUCGGCCAACGCGUGGAUCCAGCAAGCCACGGCGUACGUGCUCAAGACGACUCUAGGCGUGUCCGAUCGCACCCAGCCCAAGAUCAAGUUCAUCGCGGACGUCCGGGAGCUUCACCCGUACUUUCACGCCCCAUCGCUGCCCCAAGCAUUUGGCGGCAGCUACAAACUUAUGCCGGCUGCCGCUUGGAUGGACAUACAAGCUGACCUGGAAGGCCUCGACUUGGACAACUUACCCGCCGACGACGAAGAAACUGCGUACAUGACAAAGCAAGCGCGGGAGCUCAACGGGAUGCAAUACGCUGGAUGUUCCGUAAGCCAAGUCGUCGACAUGAACUCGACGGUGCUGCGCGGCCCGCUGUGGCGCAACAAGAGCGGCAUUAGCUGGGUCAAAACCUAUGCUGUGCUACGUCCAGACGCGCUCUUGCUGUACGAGCACAUCAAGGGCACGAUGCCCAUGGUGAUUAUUCCCGUCAACCACGACGUGGCGGUCACCGUGUCGCAGUUUGAGAAUGCCCCGAGGGGCGUGUUUGGGUUCCGUGUGGAUGUGGAGGGGGUGCCGGGGGGGCACUUGCUGGCCGCCGCGUCAGAAAAGGAGCGCGGCAACUGGCUCCAGGACAUUCAGAUGGGCAUCCAGGCGUUUCAAGAGCUCCAUGCUCGCGAAGUGUAUGAAGAAGAGCGCAAACUGCGCAUGGACGACGAGUUUCGUAAGCUCAACAUGAUUGACUUCUCCACCGACGUCGUAUCUGCGGCGCCGCCGCCGCCGCCACCGUCAUCUCCUUUGACCGCAUCCCACGGUUCAACACCGAGUAUGGCCGUACAUGGCGUGGCGAGCUUCAGCGGCACGAUGCAACCUACAUCGUUGAUGCCACUGGCUGGUUCUACACCAAUGGCCCCGCCGUACGGGUUCGCCGCCCUGUCACAGAUGCCACCCCAGCCCCACCAGCAAAUGCAACCUCCAGCCCAACACCUCCUGUAUGAGUUCAAUCAACCUCUUUCUUAUCCCCCAGCCAACCAAAGCCAGCCGUAUCCCAACCAGCAAGCGCAGUACCCUGUGCCGCCACCCCAGCCACCACUGGUGCAUCCUCCCCAACAACAAACCUUCUACCCUCCGUCGCAGCAGUAUUAUCAUCCGCCAGGGCAACAAACUCAACCUCCCCAGCAGCAUCCCCAUGCAUACUAUACGCAACCGCCACCGAAUGCAAGAUCGUUUUAAAGAUGGCUUUAAUACAUGGAACUGGUGGUGGCACCGUGUCA